This is a messenger RNA of Coccidioides immitis RS, 336 nucleotides long. RefSeq lists its product as uncharacterized. The record is from RefSeq and is a predicted model, not a curated record. The transcript has a single exon. Bases 1 to 336 code for a protein of 111 amino acids. NCBI's taxonomy places the organism in Eukaryota, Fungi, Ascomycota, Eurotiomycetes, Onygenales, Onygenaceae.
AUGUUAGAAUAUCAUCAGGGUUCAGCUGAAAUAUUUAGCAGCAAAACUAAGCCUGGGUUAGGCUGGAACUCCUGGGAGUCGUGCAGGCUAGGAUAUAAAUGUCCUCUAAAUUUUCCAAAGAUUGAAAGAAUAAUCACCAAAAGCAGCUACAGAAUGGAGCAGAGUGAGUACUUCAUGGUGGACUGCAUCCUCCAAAGCAAAAGAUGGUCAACCCCAGCCUCAUGCAGACAGCUUAUUAUGGCCACAGCUUGUUGGAACACAGAGAGAGGAGAAUGUCUGGUUGCCACGGCAAGCAGAAUAAAGCACUGGGAAGAUAGCAAUAGAGGUCUAUUUUAG